UAUUUCCGACCGCGUUGUCAGAGUAUGCUCCCUUGAGAUGGAGUUGGUUCAUAUGAUUUCCGAAUAAAUUGGAGGGAAGUCAAUUUCCGGAGGGGCAGGACGUCGAAGGACGGCGAUGGGCCUGGAAGCGGGCUAGGUGGGCUAUAUGAUCUUUCUGUCAUGUGUUCUCCGCAAUAGAAGAUCAGAGAGUCAUCAGUCAAUCACGAAAUCUCGUCAUGGCGGUGUUGAACUGGGAAACGCUUCCCUUUGCGCACCUGGGGCCCUCUGCUGCUGCUGGUAUCGUCUUUGGAGGCAUUCUUUCAAUCUACUUGUUUGCGCUAUCAAUAUAUCGAUUAUACUUCCACCCUCUCGCGAGGUUCCCAGGGCCGCUGUUUGCCCGACUCACUCCGAUCCCCGUAACAUGGAGUCUCCUCCGUGGACGUAUCCCAUUCUACGUGAAGGCGUGCCAUGACAAGUACGGUCCUGUCGUCCGCGUAUCUCCCAACGAACUGUGCUUCGACGACGAGUCGGCGUGGAAGGACAUCUAUGGAUCGCGUCCAGGGCACAAGAAUUUUCACAAGGAUCCGAUCCACGUCGGUUCUAUUGCAGCCGUGCAUGGCGCUUCUACGAUAACCAUGGCGAAUGACGCGGACCAUGCUCGACAAAGAAGGGCGUUAUCACACGCGUUUUCCACAAAGGCACUGCUCGAACAGGAAUACAUCGUUAUGAAUUACGUCAAUAUCUUCGCUCAGAAGAUGCAAGAGUUCGCAAGAGGGGACGGAAUCGUGGAUGUUACGGACUGGUUUGCCUACACGACAUUCGAUGUGAUUGGGGACAUGGCGCUCGGGGAGCCCUUUGGAUGCUUACACAACGAGGACUUCCGAUUUUGGGUCCCCCUAAUCAGCGAAUCCAUCAAAGCCGGCGCAAUCGAACAAGCAACACGCCGCAUGGCCACGACCGGAAGCCCCCUCCAACGCUUCCUCAUACGCUGCAUCCCCGAUCGUGUCCGCAAAACGCGCCAAAAGCACCUCGACUACAGCAAAGAAAAGAUCCUCAAGCGCAUGGAGCAAACGCAGAGCGACCACCGCGACUUCCUCUACUACGUCAUGAAGCAGCAAGACAAGGGCGACCUCAACCUAAACGAAGUCAUCGUCAACGGCGCGCUCUUCAUCAUCGCCGGCACAGAAACCACGGCGGGCUUCCUCACAGGGUUGUUCAACCUCAUCACCCGUCCAAACAACGCGCAUAUCCUCGAGAAACUGACGCACGAGAUCCGCUCGAGCUUCAAGAGCGAGACCGACAUGAACUUCGAAGCCCUCGUCAGGCUGCCCUACCUCACCGCCGUCAUCGAAGAAGGCCUGCGCAUGUUCCCCUCAGCCCCCAUCGGCUUCGUCCGCACAGUCCCCGCCGGCGGCGACACCGUGUCCGGCCACUUCGUCCCCGAAGGCACCACGGUCUCCGUAUGCAUGUGGGCGGCCACACACUCGGAGCGCAACUUCAGCGACCCCUACGUGUUCCGUCCCGAACGCUGGCUCGACCGCGAGAAAAACACCACCGACAAGCUUGGUGCUAGCAAUCCGUUCUCGCUCGGUCCAAGAGGCUGCAUCGGCAGGAACCUGAGCUAUAUGGAGAUGAGGCUGAUUAUCGGGAAGCUGCUGUGGCAUAACGAUGUCGAGAUGUAUGGGGAGAAUAGGGUGUGGGAUCCGAGGAGGGAGUAUGAGAAUAUGGUGGUGUAUAAUAAUUGGAUUAAGCCGAGUUUGAAGUUGAAGCUGACGCCGAGGAGGGAUUAG
Trematosphaeria pertusa is the source of this 1769-nucleotide messenger RNA. RefSeq names its product pisatin demethylase. Lineage: Eukaryota; Fungi; Ascomycota; Dothideomycetes; Pleosporales; Trematosphaeriaceae. The transcript has 4 exons. The record is from RefSeq and is a predicted model, not a curated record. The coding region runs from base 216 to 1769 and encodes 517 amino acids. Gene Ontology annotation, molecular function: iron ion binding; monooxygenase activity; heme binding.